Molecule: messenger RNA, 1084 nt
Organism: Ruditapes philippinarum (Manila clam)
Lineage: Eukaryota; Metazoa; Mollusca; Bivalvia; Venerida; Veneridae
Exons: 6
Source: RefSeq, a predicted model, not a curated record
GUACAAAUUAUGGAACUAAAUCAAGCGCGUCUUUUAGGUAGAUCCCCAGUACAGUACGCGGAAGUAUAUUUUCGUCGAAGUCUCACCUCAUUCAUAUAUGAGGGAUCUAGUUUCGGUGGACAUUUGUGGAAAUUAUUAAAUCAAGCAGGGCCGUGUCUUUUAGAUUUUGAGACCUAGCUAACAAACAUGUUGAUUUUGCAUGUGAGUCUACCCCUGUGUGUGAUUGCUGUUUUAGGGUCUGUUAAAGCUGCUUUCAAUUGUCCAGCACAAAAUAAAUCAGCGGAACUGAGAUUUACUGUAGAACUUGGUAGCAAGGACUAUGUUAGAAUUAAUCACGGUGUUGAUAUACCAUGCUGUGCUGAAGGUUAUGAAAAUAUCACAUGGUACAAGGAAGUCAAUGGAACUUUGAAGCCUGCCCCAUCAGAAUCAGAAGUACUGCAUGAUGGACAGGUACUCCAGUUUCUUGAUAUUCAAGACACUGAUGCUGCAACAUACAGAUGCCAUGUUGUUGGACAAUCAAAAGUUAUCUAUCAUGAUACACAAAUAGUUGUUGAAGAGUGUGAUAAACUUCCAAGAGGUCCAUAUCUGGUUGACCCAUUUCCAGAAAACCAGACUAUUUAUGAUUAUGGUGGAAGUAUCACUUUUCACUGUACAGGUUAUUUUGGUUGCACAGAAAUAGGAGAUGCUCAUUUAGUAUUGUGGGAAGUUGAAGGAUCAAGCAAACCAAUUACAAACAUCAGUUCUAGAUAUUCUAUCACAAAUAUAAAAGAUGACAGGUCUGACAAGUUAAAGAUAGGUUCCACAUUGACGAUAAAUUCUGUACGUAAGGAAGAUGUUGAAAGAACCUUCAUUUGUAUUUUAGCUUCCACUCAGAAGAUUGAUGGUCAAAUGUUCAAAAAAGUCAGGAUUUUCAAGAAAGACAAACCACUGUCACCACUUGAACUAGGUUUUAUAAUUGGAGGCUCGGUAUUAUUUGCAGUAGUGAUUUUUGUAUCGAUAUAUCUUCUUCGCACUUUAUAUGGACCCCAGAUUCAGCUAUUUUGUUGCAGUAGAUUCGAAGUUUGUGGUCCCAAAGCUAUUGACA